Saccostrea cuccullata (small rock oyster) is the source of this 468-nucleotide messenger RNA. Its product is annotated as E3 ubiquitin-protein ligase TRIM45-like. The coding region runs from base 1 to 468 and encodes 155 amino acids. The transcript has a single exon. Gene Ontology annotation, molecular function: zinc ion binding. The record is from RefSeq and is a predicted model, not a curated record. Lineage: Eukaryota; Metazoa; Mollusca; Bivalvia; Ostreida; Ostreidae.
AUGAACCCACGAACCAGUGCUCAAGAAAUUCUCGACUGUGACCUAUGUCAAACAGCUGCAUUACAGAGUCAUUGUGAACUUUGUCAGAUUAACUUGUGUAAGGCCUGUGUAGGGGAGCAUCUCUCUGUUGUUGUUGUACAGUACAAACACCGGAAGUUUACCCCUACUAUUAAAUACCCAAAAUGUCCAAACCACACCCAGAGGCAAUGUAAACUUUAUUGUGAGAAAUGUGACGCUCCUGCCUGUUCUACCUGCAUCUCUAGUAAACACGAUGGGCAUUAUAUAUCAGAUGUUCUGAAGAAACUCAACUCCAAAACAGAAGAUUUAAAAAGAGAUUUUAUAGAACUUGAGCAGAGAAUAUAUCCUACUUAUAAAGAAAUUGAGUCAGAUUUACAGUCUGAAAAAUUAAACUUGGAAGCGCAAUAUGAGACAUUAAUUACAACAGUCACCGAGCACGGAGAAAUCUGA